Molecule: messenger RNA, 918 nt
Organism: Lolium rigidum
Lineage: Eukaryota; Viridiplantae; Streptophyta; Magnoliopsida; Poales; Poaceae
Product: probable calcium-binding protein CML18
Exons: 1
Coding region: 46-573 (175 amino acids)
Molecular function (GO): calcium ion binding
Source: RefSeq, a predicted model, not a curated record
CGGGUGAGGAAUUAAAGCGGGAGACCCAGAGAGAGGACUCACCACAUGGCGGCGGCGGCGAACGGCGUGGGCUCGGCGAAGCCGGAGAUCUGCGCGGGGCUGGGCAUGCCCAUGGCGGAGCUGGAGCAGGUCUUCCGCCGCUACGACGCCAACGGCGACGGCAAGAUCUCCGCCGACGAGCUCGCCUCCGUGCUCUGCGCGCUCGGCGCGCCCCCGGGCCCCGGGGAGGUGCAGAGCAUGAUGGACGAGAUGGACGCCGACAGGGACGGCUUCGUCGACCUCCGCGAGUUCGCCGCCUUCCACUGCCAGGCCGGCGGCGGCGCCACCGGCGGCGCCGACGCCAAGAAGGAGCAGGAGGCCGCGUCCGAGGCCGAGCUCAAGGAGGCCUUCCGGAUGUACGACGCCGACCACAACGGCCUCAUCUCCGCCAGGGAGCUCCACCGCGUCCUGCGCCAGCUCGGGGACAAGUGCUCCGUCGCCGACUGCUCCCGCAUGAUCCGCUCCGUCGAUGCAGAUGGUGACGGGUGCGUCAACUUCGAGGAGUUCAAGAAGAUGAUGGGCGGCGGCAGCUAGGGCGGUAAGGCCUGCCCAUAACCCGUGACCAAACAAUGCCGCGCGCAUGCCUCGUCGUCCGAGCUUUACCUCCUGCAUGCUUGCUGCUUAGUUUAAUUUCUAAUCAAACCUUAUUGAUCUAUCUGUGUGCGCCAAACGCUUCUGUUUGUUGUGAGCGAGGCGAACUCGAUCGAAACCUCUCCAUCAAGUGAUUACUUACUAUGUAAAGCUGAUCUGCUAGUAUUGAUUGGGUAGUAGUAUUUGCAGCUAUAUGCAACUUAAUUGACUGAUGAAAUUUCGUUAGGGAUCAUUGCUUAACUUGCAAUGUAAUAGUGCCCGUUUGGAACUAGUUAAUUAUGUUCUUGA